This is a messenger RNA of Alligator mississippiensis (American alligator), 3145 nucleotides long. RefSeq names its product zinc finger protein 385A (gene ZNF385A). Lineage: Eukaryota; Metazoa; Chordata; Crocodylia; Alligatoridae. The transcript is spliced from 8 exons. Gene Ontology annotation, molecular function: nucleic acid binding; zinc ion binding. Bases 372 to 1505 code for a protein of 377 amino acids. Gene Ontology annotation, cellular component: nucleus. The record is from RefSeq and is a predicted model, not a curated record.
AGGAGGGGACCCAGGCACCCGGGCUCUACCCUGCUGCCCCCCAUAAGCCAGGACGGGGGAGAGGGAACCCAGGCAUCUGGGCCCCCGGGUGCAGGGCGGUGCCGGCUGCGUCCCGCCCCCUAAUCCUCACCCCCCUACCCCCCCGCUGCGCGCCUGCCCCACUUUUGCUGCCCGGUAAUUGGCUGCUGACGUGGGCGCGGGGCCGGGGGGGCCAGGGGCGGCGCGGAGCCCUUUACAUAACGGGCUGCUUGGCGCCGCGGCCCGGGCACGCGACCCCCACCCCCCCCCGACCGGCACGGUCCGAUCCCCUGGACAAUGGGCGCCCGCCGUGGCCUGCACGCCUGUCAGGGACCCUGAGCCGCGUACCCCCCAUGCCCGCCAUGCUGCGGGCGCCGCCGGCCAUGAUCCAGCCACACCUGGACCUCAAGCACUUCCUGUCCUUCCCCGUGGAGGCCCCUGCGCCCGCCGGCGUCUUCCCCGCCUUUGGCACGAUGGACCCGGUGCAGAAGGCCGUGCUGAGCCACACAUUCGGGACCCCCCUGCUCAAGGCCAAGCGCCCCGUCAUCUCCUGCAACGUCUGCCAGAUCCGCUUCAACUCUGAGAGCCAGGCGGAGGCACACUACAAGGGGAACCGUCACGCCCGGCGCGUGAAGGGCAUCGAGGCAGCCAAGACGCGGCAGAAGGAGGCGGUCGAGAAGCCGGCGCCCGUGGGCAGCCCCUCGCCUGGCCUGGCCGAGCCCGACGUCCCGGACAAGACAGCUGAGCUGCCCAACGGGCCAGGGGCGCCGGCGCCUGCCCCCCCCUCGCCCGCCAAGGCGCCAGGCCCGACUGAGCCCCCACAGGGCCCCCGGGGGGCGCUGGCCAGGGCCCGGGUAGAGCCGGGGCAAGGGCUGGGGGCCGGGGCGGGGGGGGCCGGGGCAGAGGAGGAGAAGGCCAAGAAGCUGCUGUACUGCGCCCUGUGCAAGGUGGCCGUCAACUCCCUGUCCCAGCUCGAGGCUCACAACAAAGGUACGAAGCACAAGACAAUCCUGGAGGCACGCAGCGGGCUGGGGCCCAUCAAGGCGUACCCCCGCCUUGGCCCCCCCGGCCCCGGGACCCCCGGCAGCCCCGAGCCCGGCGCCCCCGAGCGAACCUUUCACUGCGAGAUCUGCAACGUCAAGGUCAACUCGGAGGUGCAGCUCAAGCAGCAUAUCUCCAGUCGGCGGCACCGGGACGGCGUGGCCGGGAAGCCCAACCCCCUGUUGAGCCGGCACAAGAAGCUGCGUGGCCCCGAGCUGGCGGCCCCGCUGGCCUUCCCCAAGGAGCUGCCCAAGGCGCUGGCGGCUGGGUUGCUGCCCAAUCCGCUGGCGGCUGCCAUGGCGAUGGCGGCGGCGGCCUCGGCCCCCCUGGCGCUGCGCCCCGCUGCGCCGCUGUUGCAGGGGCCCCCCCUUACGCACCCCCUGCUGCGCCCAGCGCCCGGCCCCAUCCGCACGGCUCAUGGGCCCAUCCUCUUCUCGCCCUACUGAUGGGCGCCCCAGCAACCGGCGCCCGGCAACCAUGCGGUGACCACCCGGCAACCGGCCCCCAGCAGCUGCCCGGCAACCCACCCCGGCGACCGCCUGGCAACUGGUGCCUGGCAACCAGCCCCAGCAACCACCUAGCAACCAGCCCCCAGCAACUGGUGCUCGGCGACCGGCCCCGGCAACCACCCAGCAACCAGACCCCGGCAACCGGUGCCCGGCAACCCAUCCCGGCGACUGCCCAACAACUGGUGCCCGGCGACCAGCACCCGGCAACCACCCAGCACCCGGUCCCCCAGCAGCUGCCCAGCAAUCAGUGAGGGUGCCUGGCAACCGGCCCUAGCAACCAGCCCCCAGUGACGGGUGCCCAGCAACCGUGGCGCAUGCACACAGGGCCCUCCCCCCGGACUGCGUUUGAAACUGGAAGGGGGCGAUUCCUCCAAGCAGCAAAGGGACGAGCUCCCUGGCCCGGCCCAGCCCCCCCCCCCUUGCACAAUGGCUGGGCCCCCCCUGCCCCCUCCAUCUCCCCAUCCCAGGGGCCGGGGGCUCGGCCUGGCCCUGGGGGGGGUCCGGGGUCCCCGCACCUCAGGGAACCGAUGAGCAAGCAAUCACUUGUGUGUCUCGUGGGGACGCGCCCCCCCCACCUGUCGCAGAGCUAAGGGGCCCCCCCGGGCCCCCCCCCACACAAGCCAUGGCCACGUGCACUGAGAGGCCCCGACGUGCCCCUUCCCCCCGCCCCCGGCAGGACGGAUCCCACUGCAAUAAUGCCCGGGCUGGGCUCCUCCAUGUACAUACCCCCCGGCCCCCGCAGCAGCCUGCAGACCUCACUGUGCCCCCCAGAGAGAGCCUGACCCCCCCGGGCCUGUCCAUGCCCCACUAAGCUGGCACCAACCCCCCCAGCUCCUGCCCCCAGUGGGGGGGAGCCCCAGGCCUGUCCCCACCCCUGCCAGCAAAGACGUGGGGAGGGGGGGCAGUUUGGUCUGGCUGGGGUAGCUGGAAAACUCGGCUCAGGCCUGUUGUGUUGCAAUCACCAUGGCAGCCUGUGCCCCCCCCCCCCCAAAACCACCUGGCCCGGUGCCCCCAAACCCCACCCUGCCCGGCCAGGUCAUGUCUGGCACCCCUCCCGCUCGUUAAAUCCCAGCUGCUCGUUAAUGCCCCAGCCAGAGUUGUGUGUGUGUGGGGGGGGGGGCACAUUAGCCCCCCACCCCCUCAGCCUGGCUCCAUGCCCACCCCCAUCCCCAAAUUUGCUGGCGGGGUGCACUGCUGGCCACGGCAGGGGAAUCGCUCUUGGCCUGGCAGUGCGGGGUCUAUGACACCCACUCGUGGGCAGAUGGAAGGGGUGGGCACCCCCAGAGCUCGGGGACCACCCCCAUUGCAGGAGGGAGGGGCAGAGGUUUGGGGGGGGUCUCCAGCCAGCUCAGAAUCGGGCCCCGUCCAUGCCCCCCCCCCCCACCCGCCCCGACCGCCAGCAAAACUGUGACUUCAAGCAAAAGCAAUAGCCGGGGGGUCCGGGGGGGCCACGAUACCUCAGCCCAGCGCUGCCCCCCCAGCCCCCCCCACAUCUGUCCGUCCGUCUGUCGCCGGGCGGGAUCCCUGCGUCCCCGCUUGGCUGCCCCCCCACAAUAAAGCCCCGGUGUGACCUCCCA